This is a messenger RNA of Talaromyces rugulosus, 4350 nucleotides long. RefSeq lists its product as uncharacterized. Gene Ontology annotation, molecular function: protein binding. Lineage: Eukaryota; Fungi; Ascomycota; Eurotiomycetes; Eurotiales; Trichocomaceae. The record is from RefSeq and is a predicted model, not a curated record. The coding region runs from base 1 to 4350 and encodes 1449 amino acids. The transcript is spliced from 5 exons.
AUGGAAGAAUCAUUGGGCGCCGGUUUCGACCGCAUUCGGGCGACAGUUAUGCCGCCUUCCAAUUUUGAAUCUUCGUUUAUCGUCUCACCUGCAAUCACCCAGACGAUAGAUGACCUGGAGGGUCCUACGUACAUGCGACUGAGAAGUACGGAUAAUUUAAACAGCUCUGGCCGCUUCCUUCUAAAUGAGGAGGCACAUGCUGCUGGCGAAGGUCCUCGUCUUUCUAUUUCCAAUGGACCUGAUGAAAUUGAUUUGGAAAUGGCACACCGCUCAGGCGACCGCUCUCAUUCAACAGACUCUGUAAUAGCAGAGCGGAUGCCGGGUCUUGCAUCGUUGAUACGGCAAAUCAACAAUCCGUCGAUAACGGAGGGGGAUAGUGAGAAUGGCAGAUUGGUUGAGAACUGCGACUCCCUCAAAAGUGACUGCCUGUCUCCGGUGAUCGAUUCCGAGGAUGAUAGUAACGACCCAGAAGACAUGAGCAAAUUUUAUAGUGGACCGUAUUCUCGUAUUGGAAAUAUCGACGACGACUAUUAUGAUGACGAUGACAUGAGCCUGGAAGACUUUGACGACGAUGGUGAUUUUGAAAGAUCAUUUGGAGGCGGUUUGGCAUAUCUUGGUAGUCGAGGCAUCGUCGAGCCUGAGGAGAAUACCAUUGACGCACACUUUGCCGCCCCACCGACUUACGAACGAAACCUCACUAUAGAGCAAUUCAUUAGACUUUGGCGGAUUCAAUCAACGACGACCAGCUCCAACGCAUUUCGCUUGCCUCAGCCGUCAAUCGAAGCAGCCCGUGUUUCUUUGUGGGAUAGACCGGAGAGAACAAUCCGCCCCCAGAGACUGGGUGCUGAAUUUUAUGAUAUCCAACAAAUUCCGUGGAGGGAAAAGCUUUGUGUGCGCCGUGAAGAUGCGCGCGCUCUUCGUGAUGCGUGGUACACACCGUAUUGGAACCUUGAUUAUCCAAAGGACGGCUUCCAACAAAGGCUACCCGCACACGAAUUUUACUUCCGAGAAAAGGCCAUGUACUCAAAUUUAAGGGCAACUAUCGAGCACUUUCAACUUCGAAAUCUCGUGUCUGUAACGUCAUCAAAUACAGUACAUUUUGCGCAUGAGUCGAGAUUGGUGUCGUGGGCUCCGGCAUAUGACCAUGUUACGUGUCCCAUUGACCUUUCGCAGCCAGCACCGGAAAUCGGCUUUCAAGGACCAGUGAAGAUCUCGACUAUACGAUCCAAAUACGGACUUGCCGUUGCCGGAGGCUUCAAUGGCGAAUAUGGGAUACAUGCUGAAGGAAGCCAGACAGGAAACACGUACGGACAUGUCACAAAGAAUUUCAAUGGCAUUACGAAUCAUAUCGAUAUCAUCCAGAGCCGUACAAGCAACUCUCCCAUGAUUGUCUUUGCUUCAAACGACCAGCAUAUACGAAUUCUCGACUGUGCAAGAAAUGAAUUUAUAUCUGAUCAUGAACUUUCCAAGGCCGUGAACUGCACAGAGACAUCUGCCGACGGCCGACUUCGCGUCGUCAUUGGCGACUCACCCGAGGCUUGUGUGCUCGAAGCAGAUAGCGGAAGACCAGUACAGCGACUCCCUGGACAUCGCGACUUUGGGUUUGCCUGUGCCUGGUCUCCCGAUAUGCUGCACAUUGCCACGAGCAACCAGGACAAAACCGUCAACAUCUGGGAUGUGCGCAUGUGGCGGAUCCUCCAGAGCAUCGAUUCAGAUCGCGCCGGUUACCGCUCUCUCCGAUUUUCCCCAGUGGGUGGGGGUCCGCGCACGCUACUCAUGUGCGAACCUGCAGAUCGCAUCUCGAUUGUCAACGCACAAACAUACGAAUCCAGGCAGGUGCAUGAUUUUUUCGGCGAGAUCGGCGGGGCAGACUAUACCCCCGACGGUAGCUCGAUCUGGGUCGCCAACACGGACGACUUAUUUGGCGGUCUAAUGGAAUUCGAGCGCUCACAAUUCGGCCAGAGAUACGGCUCGGCAUCGCGGACAAGCAGGACGAAUCGGAGUUCAUCCGACGAACUCGCGCCGGACUGGUAUUCCGACCUGCCGCAUGAGUGGAUGACUGGGUCUGAAUUGGACUCGAGCCCACGCUGUAUUACUAACGAGAGGGAGAGAGACUUGAGAUCAACCGGUGCCUGCCUUCCUCCUAUUUCUCUCGCAGCCUUGCAUCUUACAAAAAUGUCUCAAAGUUGGACGCCCGUGAAUCAAAGUCGUACAGAGCAGCAGCAGACACAGACUGGGGAAGAGACUGAGCAAACGAUUGCGAAAGAGAUUCAGCAAGACAGCCAUCAAGAGACUCGAAAAGAGACUACACAAGAGAUUCAGCAAACGACUCCACGACAGACCCCACGACAGACCCCGCGACAGACACAGCAGACACAGCAGACACAGCAGACACAGCAACAGACCCAGAAACGUACCAGAAAACAGCCCCAGAGACCUAUUUCGCGAUCGCUUUGGCUACCAACUCAACAAAGAACUCGGCGAAGGCUUCAACGACAGACUCGACAAAACACUGUGGAAAAGACUUCUACCCGUGUCAGCAAAAAGCUCUAUUACGACUCCGACAAGACCAAGAAUUACAACGAACGCUACAAGGCCAAAAAAUACAACGAAAUCGUGAAAAAAUGGGGUCCUGUCGGCAUACGCCUCGCCAGAGAAUACCUGAUCAACCACCAACACAGGCUAAAUGGACGCCGAAUCGACGAAAUUGACGAAAGCGAGUAUCCAUAUAUAAUGCCGUAUGAUUGGACAUACAAGCUUUUUCGGAUAGCAAAUAAUAUACCGAGCUAUGAGCAGGGUCUGGAGUAUAUCCGUUACCAGGUUUACAAGUGGCUUGGAAGCAGCAGGUGUCCAACAACGUUCCCUGGGGUAUUUAUACUCGAUAAAGCUUACGAGAUGAUCCUCAAUUCAUCGGUACCAAAACAGAUCACGGAGCAUCAGUUGAAGCAAAGGAGAUUGAGGAUUGCUGAUUCUGGGCUGCUUGAGUUGGACGUUGCUGAGAUAGGUACUGGAGGCGACCGCAAGAAAGAGGAAAGCGACAAAGCAGUUACCCCAAAGGUUCUGUACUCUCAAUCUUCUAUCAGAAAUGGACCUCGAUAUUGGAGGAGCACGCGGCGAGCUCCUCAAGGAACUACCAAGUUGGUCAAACGGGUGACAAAGGGCCAUGUUCUGUCCGAUCCAAGCGGGGAUUUAAUUGAUAGCUCAAGUGAUGACUCAAGUGAUGAUCCAACCGAUUAUUCACUUGAUGAUUCAAGAGACACCCCGAGUGAUGACUCAAGUGACGACUCAAGUGACGACUUCGAUAUAGAACCUCCUACUAAGUUGGUUAAAUUACGGUAUAAAUCGAUACCAGAAAAUCGUGUUCUGUCCGAUUCAAACAAGGCAAGCGACAACCCCAACAAAGAGCCUGAUUCCGAGUUCGUUGGAUUACGAUGCCAAUUGAUGGUAGGAAAUCAUGUUUUGCCCAAUCCAAGCAACGACUCAAGUGGUUACCUUGGUCCAAUCGAGUCAAGAGGAAGCGGCUCUAUUGAUAUCAUAUCUACGAGUGCUAGAGUCUUCACAGACAAAGACAACACUUCUACGCAUGUCACGAAACCCGGCAGUAGUAUUCUUUCCUUGGAUUCUUUGCACCUGGAAACAAUCACAAUGAUUGGAAAACACUUGUCGAUGAAGGACCGCAUGUCACUGGCCUUGACAAACCAUCGUUGCCGCUUUGCUGUUCGGCACCUCUUGCUUCAAGACUGGCUCACUCUGGCCAUUGACCACGGCGACCUUUCCAGGGCUAAGGACUUGCUCAAGAAGGGUGCCAUUGUGCAUGGGAGUAUUUCCGAAAAGGGCGGCUUUCUGGAUCACCCGCUAGUUCAAGCAGCUGCUCCUGGCAAACUCCGAAUUGUCCAGACAUUUCUCCAUGAGAUGCAGCAGGAACAUCACGGCGUGUCUUUUGAACAGCGCCAAAAACUCGAGACUGCAGCUUUUGUGACGGCCAGUGGCAAAGGAGCGGUGGAGUUGGUCGAAUACUUCCUUUUAAUGCGGCAAGAUACAGUUGAUGUGAACCGAGUCUUCAACGAGAAAACAGCCUUGUCCGCUGCAGUAGCGCACAAUCAAUCAGACAUCGUGGAUCUACUCCUUGAAUCAGGCGCUUAUGCGACCCCCCGGGAUCUGGAGAUGGCAUAUCGUGCUGGUUUCGCGCAUAUUGCUGCUGCUAUCUUGUGCAAAUACCCCGAUCUUCUCUGUUCCAAUAGUGAUGAGUUCCUGGCCGCACUUCUCACUUGGAUUAAUGGAGCGCUUGUCGGGGCCAAGGAAGAGCUGAAAGAAUAUAAGAGAGUGUAUGACAGUGGAACUAUUGUUUAA